Rhipicephalus sanguineus (brown dog tick) is the source of this 2945-nucleotide messenger RNA. RefSeq names its product elongation of very long chain fatty acids protein 4. Gene Ontology annotation, cellular component: endoplasmic reticulum membrane. Bases 109 to 894 code for a protein of 261 amino acids. Gene Ontology annotation, biological process: sphingolipid biosynthetic process; very long-chain fatty acid biosynthetic process; fatty acid elongation, polyunsaturated fatty acid. NCBI's taxonomy places the organism in Eukaryota, Metazoa, Arthropoda, Arachnida, Ixodida, Ixodidae. The transcript has a single exon. The record is from RefSeq and is a predicted model, not a curated record. Gene Ontology annotation, molecular function: fatty acid elongase activity.
GCGCUCUACCAAGGCGGGCACGCGCAACGCUGUGCUACGACGAUCCGUGCCGCUAUAUAUACAGCAUCGAUUUGACCAAACCACCACUGCCCGCAACGUGCUGCAGCCAUGGCCCUGUUGGAAGAAGGAUUCCGGUACCUGUCCUCCCUCGCCGACCCCCGGGUCCAGGGAUGGCCGAUGGUCGACAGCCCCGUCACCGUGGUCAGCAUCGUGGUUGUGUACGUCUCGUUCGUGACCACGGUGGGCCCGCACUGGAUGCGUGACCGCAAGCCCUACAGCCUCAAGCCCUUGAUUAUGGCGUACAACCUGGCCAACGUCUUGGCUAGCGCCUACUUCGCCGUCCAGUUCUUCCGGCACACUUACUUAGGGGGCGGCUACAGCUGGGCCUGCCAGCCGGUGGACUACUCUGACAACCCCAAUGCUGUGGCCCUCACAAACCUCGUCUGGUGGUACAUGAUGCUCAAGAUCGCUGACCUGCUGGACACCGUCUUCUUUGUGCUCACCAAGAAGCAGAGCCACGUGACUGUCUUGCACGUUGCGCAUCAUGCCAUGGUUGUGUGCACCGUGUGGCUCGUGCUCAAGUACGCCUGCGGCGGGAACAACAUGAUGACGGCGGCCGUCAACAGCUGUGUGCACGUCGUCAUGUACGGCUACUACUUUCUCUCCCUCCUGGGUCCCUCGGUGCAGAAGUACCUGUGGUGGAAGCGUUACAUCACCCAGAUACAGCUCAUCCAGUUCGUCGGUCUCGUGGCGCAUGCCAUCAUGCCCCUGUUCGUGCGAUGUGGCUUCCCCGUCUUCUUCAGCUGGCUGUGCAUCAGCGAGUGCGUUUUCUUUUUCCUCAUGUUCUUCCGGUUCUACCGAAAUAGCUACAAGAAGCUAGUCAAGGACUGUUAGUGCCCCAGUCACCAUAUACUAGAAUCACUUCAGCAGGGACCAUUGCCAAUCGGACGAUGCAGUCGACUGUCUUUCCCGCGAUGUUCGAGGGACCGUGCAAUCUGCGAGCAUCGCGGCGACAACCGCUCGACGUACUUUCUUGGCCGUCUUGAGCGUUUCAUCGGACAAAUCAAGGUUUCUAGUGCGUUCGCGAAUAUACCUGACUUUCACUGGUGUCGCAGCUGGCGACGCUCGCGCAGCUAUGCACAACACUUAUCCACGGAGGACAGCGAAUGCGGAAAGUUGACGAGAGAUCCGAGCUCUUCUGACAGCUGUACGCAGUACAGGCAUCAUCAACAUCGAUGGGAUCGUUCAUCGUCGCAUCGAAGGUUGCAACGUGUAUGCACAUACUCCCGGACUUCUUAUGUAUACUACGACUACAAUCCGCAAGAUAAGCGUGGCAGGCGGUGAAAGCAAGAGGCGGCGGCUGAGGCGCGCGUAUUGCACAUACGACGUGCCAGGCGAAAGAAGCGUCGACGAGUUUUUUUUUUCUUUCCUAUUUUCGCUUGUCAAUUUUUUGCUCUCUCUUUUUUUUUCGUUUACGCGAUCCGCGUUCCCAUUUCGGUCUCGCUUCGAAGACGGCCUCCCGUUGUUAGCUUUCAUUGCCACUGUCGUCGCUUCGUCGGCCCAGACAGGCAGGAUUGUGCUCGCGCGCACUUUCCGUACGCUCCCUCCUUUCCUCCAGGCGCUUUGUGCCAAUACGUUCUCUCGUCAUAGGCGCCAUUUGCGUAAAGGUCAAGCUGUCCUUAUGCCGCGUGCAGCAGUUAGUUGACUCACGGUUGCCAGAGAGAAAAAAAGAAUAGUCUCCGGAAGACACAGUCUCUAAGACACGGUGAACGUGCAGGGGAUCCAUUGAAUGCGGUCGUGAGCGAGACCCUGUCUACUGUGGGGAGAUCGGUAUCGGCGCCUGUAAGGAGAAAAGGUCGAGCGGUCACAGACCAUUCUCUUCUGUUCGCAAGUCUAUCUUCCGUUCUCGAAAACAAUGCGAGGUCGAGCAGCGGUAUUUAAAUGACGUCUCGUAUCCGUCCUAUUCGGGAAAACCACGGAGAGCCAUAUCAAGGAACGACAUUUCCUGGUGUUUUCACAAUGGAAAUCAAUUACCUUUCCGCCCUGGUCCACCGUCUAAGUUCAAAUACUAGUCCUCAGGGCAAAAACGACGGAAUAGUGACGAUAAAUUGCAGGUCGGUGAUGGUCAGUUAAGUGAAGCGUGUGAAUUGGGCAUGCUGAGCUAAAGUUAGCUCAACGAUGAAACGAAUCCCGUAAAACAGCGACGAAAGAAAUUUUCUUUUGAAUCGAGCAGCUCAUGGAUAGAUCACGCGCACUUUCUUAAAGAUAACCAGCACUUCCAACUUUAGAGCCUUAUGACGAAGAAAGCUUCAAAGGAUGUAGCAAGCCGUCUUUCCUCCAAGACUGAAUUGAGCAGUAUGAUGAGAGAGCCGCUUUCGUCUGGUCACGUCGUGCUCACGCGCUGAGCCGUGCCCUGAAUAUGCCGCCCACGCUCCAUGUGAUAUUUUUUGCCCAGGGUCGUCGACCUCAACGUGUACGGACGUACCUUGAAUGCUCACUUUGAGCUGCUCUGCAUACGAAUGUUUGUAUUUUUAAUCGCCACUUGUAUCUUUAGAUACGUCACUGGAGUCUCUAGCGAAGCCCGUUUCGAAGCAUUGACCGGGACUCGCAUGAGAUACUCGUUCCAUCACGGAUCAAAAGUUUGAGCGUAUUGAGGACUCGCCACGCAUGCUGUUAUGUCUUGUGGUUGUAGCAGACGACUUCAAUCCAGAAGCGAGUUUGUCAAUUCCCACGCCUUCUCGCUCUCAUCGAACGUUUUUAUUCCUAUACCUAUUUAUUUUCGCUAUUAACCUUGCUCCUCUAUCAUUUGUACAUAAAGCGUAUCUGACUUUCUGUUUCGCUGUUGAAUGUAUAUUGAAGUAUGAAAGAAUGGAAAUACCUUUUUUUUUCUUUUUUAUCAUGAAACAUAUCACCAUGACGAAUUAAAGAAACGUUGAAGAUACAGA